Molecule: messenger RNA, 1719 nt
Organism: Prunus armeniaca (apricot)
Lineage: Eukaryota; Viridiplantae; Streptophyta; Magnoliopsida; Rosales; Rosaceae
Source: the annotation of a GenBank genome assembly
AUGGCUGAAUCAAAUACCACAAAACCAACAGACACCUCCUCCGAUCCACUCUCUUUACACAACUCCGACACACCUGGACUUUCCCUAGUCAACUUCAAGCUUGAAGGCCACAACUAUGGCCAAUGGAGCAGAUCUAUGCAUCUCAGCCUCAGCGCCAAGAACAAACUUGGAUUCGUUGAUGGAUCUGUCAAGACACCAUCAUCUGAUGACUCAAAAUUCCCAUUGUGGCAGCGCUGCAAUGAUAUGGUUUUGUCAUGGAUCUUGCACUCCCUUCAUCCUGACAUAGCCAGCAGCGUUCUCUACGCUAAAACAGCGGCUGCUGUUUGGACUGACCUUCGAGAUCGAUUUUCACAGAGCAAUGACUCCAGGAUUUAUCAGAUUCGACAAGAAAUUGUCGAGUGUCGACAAGGACAGCAAACAAUCUCCAUCUAUUACACGAAGUUGAAAGCUCUUUGGGAUGAGUUAGCCUCAUACCAAGAGCCUUUUUCCUGUGACUGUGAAGGGAUGAAGAACCUUGCCGAGAGAGAAGAAAAAGAGAGAGUGAUGCAGUUCUUGAUGGGCUUGAACGACACCUAUUCUACGGUUCGAGGAUCGAUUCUGAUGAUGAAUCCCUUGCCUGAUACGCGCAAGGUUCACGGUCUGGUUCUUCAGCAUGAACGCCAGGUUGAGGUGACCAGCCGGAAUGACAGUCUGAUCACUCCCCAUGCAAUGCAAAUCAGUCGUUCCUCGGUGGCUGGAUCUUCACAACCCCGCAAAUCCCUGAAGUGCACAUAUUGCGAUGGAGAUGGCCAUACGAAAGAACGCUGCUACUUCAUCAUUGGUUUCCCUGUUGGCCAUAAAUGGCAUGGGAAAAACGUCAAGCCCAGAAACCAACGUUACAACCCAACAGCUCACAAUGUUGAACUUCAUCAGUCACCAGCCAAACAUACUGACACUGCCAAGACAACCACUGCUAAUGGCCCAACCUUCACCACCGAGGAGUACAACGAACUUCUUGACAUGCUUCGCAAUAAAAAGGGUAACAUUCAGCCACUGGCACAUGCAACAGGUAUCAUUACACCCACUUGUAAUAUUGCACAACAUGAUCCACAUUCCACAUUAUAUUGGAUUGUCGAUAGUGGAGCAACGGAUCACAUUUCUCAUAUGCCUCCUACACAUAACCACACCGCAACACAUCAUGAAUUUGUUGGCUUACCCAACGGAGAACAAGCAGCAAUAUGCAACACUGGGUCUAUUAAAUUAUCAUCCGAUUUGUCUCUUGAUGGAGUUUUACAUGUCCCGAAAUUUCGUGUCAAUUUGUUAUCCGUCAGUAAAUUAACUCGGGCUCUACGAUGUAUUGUAAUUUUUUCUCCGGAUUUUUGUGUUGUGCAGGACGUGGAUACGAAGAAGACGAUUGGCCUGGGCAAGCAUUUUGAUGGGCUUUACUACCUUUUGCCUACCCAAAAUCCUCAUCUAGCUAGUCAUGUUCGUCGUAUCUCAACUCUUUGGCAUCAACGUCUUGGGCAUCCGUCAUCUGCACCCCUUCACCAUUUGUCCAAGAUUAUUCCAGAAAUAAUGUUUAAUUCCAAGCAUAUUUGUGAUGUUUGCCCUUUGGCUAAACAAACUAGAUUACCUUUCCCUUCCAGUUCAAUUAAAACCGUUGCACCUUUUGAUCUUAUUCAUUGUGACAUUUGGGGACCUCACAACACCCGUACCCAUUCUGGGGCACGUUAUUUUUGA